Messenger RNA from Ziziphus jujuba (common jujube), 771 nucleotides. Its product is annotated as protein phosphatase 1 regulatory subunit INH3-like. Gene Ontology annotation, cellular component: nucleus. The record is from RefSeq and is a predicted model, not a curated record. Gene Ontology annotation, molecular function: protein serine/threonine phosphatase inhibitor activity; protein phosphatase 1 binding. Lineage: Eukaryota; Viridiplantae; Streptophyta; Magnoliopsida; Rosales; Rhamnaceae. The transcript has a single exon. The coding region runs from base 224 to 589 and encodes 121 amino acids.
UAAAUAUUUAUUUAUUUAUUUAUUUUCAAAAAAAAAAAACUUUCCAAUUUUAAUAAGCGGUAUAAAUAAAAAUGAUAAUAAGACGAUUAUUUCUCCAAAUAAACCCUCAAAUUUCCCAAAAACGAAUCAGCCAAGCCCCAAAAAAAAAAAAAAUCCUCAACGAUCUUUCGGACCCCAAAAAAUUCGGAUCCAUCACAUCGGGGUUUUGGGUAACCCGACGGCCAUGGCGAGACCCAUCACCGGAGCAGCAAGAUCGGCGGUUGCCACGUCAUCACCAAGCAUGACGACAACCAUAACCCUAGAAAACACUGAACCAUCUUCAUCGUCGUCAUCGAGUUCUCAGGCACAGGAACAGAGUUUGGUUCUCGUCCUGAAGAAGAAGAAGAAGAAGGUUUCGUGGAAGGAAGGCACGGUGGAUAACGAGUUUAUGCAGAAGAAGAGCUCCAAGAAAUGCUGUAUCUUCCACAAGCAGAAACCCUUCGAUGAGGACGAUAGCGAUGAAGAACAAGAUAAUCAUCAUAAUCAUGAUGAUCAUCAUCACGAUCAUGAUGAUCAUCAUCACGACGGUGGUUCUUGUUCCAAGAAUUAAUAUUCGAAAUGAUUUUGUAAUUCUAGUUUUUUUUUUUUUUUUUUUUUUUGGUGGUGGGGGGGAAUAAUUAGGAAUUCAAUUGAAAUGCAUCGAUGAUAAAUGGGAUUUUGCAAAAUAUGUGUUUUUUUUGUACGUGUGAGAAUUGAGAAUCUAUGAAUCAUUUUGAUGGAUCUGUGCUAUUA